CGACGAUCGUCAGUGGCUUGCUCACUUGAGCUUACGCCACGAAGGACGCAGAAGGAUGAAGUUUGUCGUCACGUGCGAGUGGUGCAACGAAGAGAACGAGCUCAAGGCCUCGCUCUGUGCGCACUGCGGUGAAGAGAUGCCGUCGGCAGAAGAGCGACUCGACCAGCUCCACAUGUCUGCCGCGGACGCCGCCGCCAUCACGAAGCUCCACGACGACAACGCAGCGCUUGCGGCAGAAGUCGCUAAGCUCGAGGGGGAGAUCGCUGCGUUGAAACGAGUGUCAGACAUUGGCGGUGGCGCGUUGAACGACCCCGGUUUCAAAGCCGCGCACCAGCAACUCGAAGCCAAGUACGAAAAGCUGUUCAACGAGCUCGAAGAAGAGCGGAAGAAGCUCGAGCAAGACCGGGCGAACGUGCUCACUCUCCAGUCGACGCCGUACCUUGAUGCCAACGCGGUCGACAUCGUGGACGAACAGCCGUUGUGGCGUGGCGAGCUCUUCAUCUUGCACAAGGUCACCCUCAAGAACCGUGUCAACGGCAAGGUCGUGACGUUGGUGCGCAAGAGCCUUGACCCGUCCGUCGUCGAGGUCCUUCGCCGCAAAGGCGAGCUCGAAAAUACGCUCGAGAAGGUCAAGCGCUCGUUUGCGAUUUUGCGCCGGCUGGACGGUGGGCGCGACUCGCUCAUCAAGGUCGUCGGCGCUUCGGGGCUCGACUACACGAGCGAGAACCCCGUGAUUUACAUGCCGUACAUGCCUCGUGGCAGCCUCCGCCAUCUGUUGGAGAAGACGCCUGCCGUGGAUGCCAUGCCGUGGCCGACGCGCCUCGACGUGGCGUUCACGAUCGCCCGCGGCCUCUACGAGCUCCACGCGAUCGACCGCAUCCACCGCGACGUCAACACGUUCCACGUGCUCGUGCAUGACCUCCACCGCGUCGUGCUCACGGGCUUUAGCCACGUGCGCCAGCCGUCGCUCGGUACCAUGACGGGCAACGUUGGCGACGUGCGCUGGGCCGCCCCAGAGACGAUGCAGAGAGAGCACGCCCGCUACUCGGAGAAGGCCGACAUCUUCUCGUUCGGGAAGGUCCUCGAGGAGCUGGCGACGCACGCGCUUCCGUACUCGUCCUUUCUCCAUGGCGACAAGGUCAUCUCGGAGCACUCGCUGGAGCAGCGUCUCGCCAACGUCACGCUCGACGACCCGAUCUUGCAGCACAACCUCGACCCCUCGACGCCGGCGUACUACGCGGCGAUCGUCCAGCAGUGCCUCGCGCUCGAGCCGUCGUCACGCCCGACGAUCCUCACCAUUCUCGACGCGCUGCGCCGCGAAGUCGAACAGUACCUCUUCCCGAUGCAGCCGCCGGUGACCGAGCCGAUGCACGUCCAGGUCGAGGUGCAGCGAGCCAAGGGCCUCCGCGGGACAGGUACGCGCCACAUGGAGGUGCAGUGCCACGUGAGCCUCGGUCGCGAUCAAUCACGCACGGAAUUCUCCGAGGAGCGCGGGAGCAGCCCGACGUGGCACCACCUCAUGGACUUCCGACCGCAAGAGCCAGAAGUCAUGACGCUCGAGGCGCGCGUGUACCAACGACUGGACAACCAGAUCGAUCAAAUCGGUAUCUGCACCGUGCCCCUCCAGACGCAUCUGCCACACGGAGACGAGCUGACCGACGACGACUGGGUCGUCGAGCUCGAAGCGCCGUUGUUCAAGAACGGUGCUCGCCGUGGCGAGCUCUUCCUCAAGGUGACGUUCGCGGGCGAGGGUCGACUCCGGUGGCGCAACCAGUACUUUGACCGCGUUAAGUACAUUGACAACUCGAUCAAGAACGAACGCGAUCCGGUGCGUGCGGCCCAAGCAAUGGUCAUCCGCGAAAUGUACGCGUCAUUGCCUUCCAACAGUCGAGACGAGUAGCUCUAGACACUUCAACUAGUAGUCGUAUAUAGUAAUAGUACCUGUACAGACUUGUUGGCAUCGGCGCGUAGUAGCCGCGUGGCAACUGAUAGCAAAGCUCGUG
Messenger RNA from Saprolegnia diclina VS20, 2003 nucleotides. RefSeq names its product TKL protein kinase. NCBI's taxonomy places the organism in Eukaryota, Oomycota, Saprolegniomycetes, Saprolegniales, Saprolegniaceae. Bases 56 to 1900 code for a protein of 614 amino acids. The record is from RefSeq and is a predicted model, not a curated record. Gene Ontology annotation, molecular function: ATP binding; protein kinase activity. The transcript has 2 exons. Gene Ontology annotation, biological process: protein phosphorylation.